Messenger RNA from Paramecium tetraurelia, 501 nucleotides. RefSeq lists its product as uncharacterized. Gene Ontology annotation, molecular function: CTP synthase activity; identical protein binding. The record is from RefSeq and is a predicted model, not a curated record. The transcript is spliced from 2 exons. Lineage: Eukaryota; Ciliophora; Oligohymenophorea; Peniculida; Parameciidae. Gene Ontology annotation, biological process: pyrimidine nucleobase biosynthetic process; CTP biosynthetic process.
AUGUUAAAUAAGUGUAAGUAUUAGUUUAUUUGUGUUGCAAUCCAGAACAAUAAAUAGCAGUAUAGGAAUGCUGUUGAUUAAAAUGGUUUUAAAGUGUUAUUUUUGAAAAUCGAUCCAUAUUAACUACAAUACACUAUUUAAGUUAUGAAAUAAAAGGAGAGAGAAGGAAUCUAAUUAGGUAAGACCGUUUAGGCUAUUCUUCAUGUUGUUGACGAAAUUAAAAGAUGGAUUUAACAUUUAACAACUGUACCACCAAAACACGAUACGGCUGAUAAACUAGACAUAUUGUUGGUUGAAGUAAGAGGAACUCUGGGUGAUUUGGAAUCCACUUGCAAUUAUGAAACUGUUUAGAUAAUGAUAAAUGAGGAGGGAAAGGAUAAUCUUGGUUUGAUUACCAUUCCUUAUAUAAUAAUAUUGAAUAAUAAAUAAAAAAUAAAGCCUGCAUAAAAUGGAAUCAACGGUCUAAGAUACACAGGAUGGAUUAUAAGCAGCUGUUAUUGA